Messenger RNA from Hippocampus comes (tiger tail seahorse), 2456 nucleotides. RefSeq names its product bone morphogenetic protein 7b (gene bmp7b). Lineage: Eukaryota; Metazoa; Chordata; Actinopteri; Syngnathiformes; Syngnathidae. Gene Ontology annotation, molecular function: cytokine activity; growth factor activity. The record is from RefSeq and is a predicted model, not a curated record. Gene Ontology annotation, biological process: BMP signaling pathway. Gene Ontology annotation, cellular component: extracellular region. The transcript has 7 exons. The coding region runs from base 245 to 1528 and encodes 427 amino acids.
CCACUGUGCACUUGUAGUCAGCAGCACACAAGUGUCGCAAGCAAACAGGCGACAGAGGACCACGCGCUCCGCCUGAUAAAAACGCCAUUCAAAGGACGAAGUCGAAGUUGCUGAUCCAUUCGGGAGAAUUUCCCUCAUCAUGAGGGCAGCUGAUUCAGGACAUUGAACACGGUUGCUAAUUGUGCAAAAUACUGUUUUGGAGCUUUUGGCGGCAGAGAGACUUUUACGCACGGCGUCGUUUGCUAUGGCAUCCCUUUUGGAAAGACGCGCACCAGUUUUGCUCUUAAUUUGGAGUUUCUGCGUCGUGGCCGACACGAGUUUUACAAACUUUUCCGUGGACAACGAAUUCCACUCCAGCUUCAUUCACCGCCGGCUGAGAAGCCAGGAGCGCCGGGAGAUACAGCGGGAGAUCCUCUCCAUCCUGGGGCUGCCGCACCGGCCGCGACCGCACCUCCACGGCAAGCACAACUCUGCCCCCAUGUUCAUGUUGGACCUGUACAACGCCAUGUCCACGGAGGUGGACGACGACAGGUACUCCUAUCCAUACAAGCCCAUCUUCACCACGCAGGCACCUCCCAUCGCCGGCCUGCAAGACAACAACUUCCUGAAUGAUGCAGACAUGGUCAUGAGCUUUGUCAAUAUAGUGGAGCAUGACAAGGAAUUCCUACCAGUGCGACGGCAUCAUCGAGAAUUUCGAUUUGACCUGUCCCAGAUUCCUGAGGGUGAAGCGGUCACUGCUGCUGAGUUUCGUAUUUAUAAAGACUUCAUCCAUGAACGCUUUGAUAACGAAACCUUUCGCAUCAGCAUCUACCAAGUGCUGGAGGAACAUUCCGACAGAGAGUCUGACCUUUUUCUCCUGGACUCACGAGUGAUCUGGUCUGCAGAGGAGGGCUGGCUGGUUUUUGACGUGACGGCCACCAGCAACCACUGGGUCCUCAACCCAAGAAGAAAUCUGGGUCUGCAGUUGGCUCUAGACGGCACAAACGGAGACAGUAUAAACCCUCGCGCAGCAGGGCUGAUCGGUCGCAGUGGGCCGCAGAACAAACAGCCGUUCAUGGUGGCCUUCUUCAAAGCUACCGAGGUGCACCUGCGAAGCAUUCGUUCAGCACAUGGAGGCACCAAGCAGCGGAACCCGAAUCGCUCCAAAGGGGCCAAGAGCCAAGAGGCCCUGCGAGUGGCCAACAUUGCAGAGAAUAGCAGCACUGAUCAGAAGCAGGCGUGCAAGAAGCAUGAGCUGUAUGUCAGCUUCCGAGAUCUUGGGUGGCAGGACUGGAUCAUCGCUCCUGAAGGAUACGCAGCGUACUACUGCGAGGGCGAGUGCGCCUUCCCACUCAAUUCGUACAUGAACGCCACAAACCACGCCAUUGUGCAAACGCUUGUUCACUUCAUCAACCCGGACACAGUUCCGAAGCCUUGCUGUGCUCCCACGCAGCUCCACGCCAUCUCAGUGCUGUACUUUGACGACAGCUCCAAUGUCAUCCUCAAAAAGUACCGCAACAUGGUGGUCAGAGCUUGUGGCUGCCACUAGACGCUGAUCACCUUGUCACAUACUAGCACACACACACACACACACACACACACACACACACACACACACACACACACACACACACAAACAAACUCGUGUAGUCGGACACAAUCCUGACUAGUUUUGGCGCAAGCACAUGCGGUCCAAGACAAUUUCCUGUGUGCAAAAAGCUCUUGUUUCGCCUACAGGGUUGUCUCCAAGUAAACACUGUGUUGUGUGGCUGAAAUGGAAUUUUAAAUUACACACACACACACACACACACACACACACACACACACACACACACACACACACACACACAUUUGUGCUCUCUACUGUGCAUACAAGACAUUUUAAGCCAUGUAUUCAUUCACCAUCAACAAUCUUGUUUAUUUUCAGUUGUGUUAGUAGCUUCUUUUGCUGUAGAUGUUUAUUUCUUACGAGGGAACCUGGAUGCAACUUUGGACUUAAAGAACUGUAUAAACGAAUUGUAAAUAAUGUUGUCAUACCAAGCAAAUAGUGUAUUUAUUUCCUGGGAUGUCAAUCAGGUUUGUUUGUUUGUGACGCUGACAGCUUUGUUUCCCACACAAAGAACUAAACCUAAAAUGGCCCCGGGAUUGACUGACCGCCAGUCCAGGGUGGAUCCUGCCUCUCGUCUGAAGUCAGCUGGGCUAAGCUCCAGCUCACCCACCGCACUAAUGAGGACAGCAGUAUAGAAAAUGGCUGGAUACAUAAGCAUAAAAUGACUCCGACAGGACUAUGCGCACACUUGUCAUGGAAACAGUGACUCUAUUUAAUCAGUGGAAGCUGCUACACAAACUUGAAAGCUGUUUUCACAAAGUGUCUGAGGGAGGAGUGGGGAAUGGCGCCGAGUGGGCUUUGUGUGAGCAGCCUUUUGUGCUCCUGACAUGUUCAGGUUCUCUGCUGUAAUAAAAGCUGUCUUAUUCAA